This is a messenger RNA of Archocentrus centrarchus (flier cichlid), 4719 nucleotides long. It is a transcript of the gene paqr4a, whose product is annotated as progestin and adipoQ receptor family member IVa. Gene Ontology annotation, molecular function: signaling receptor activity. The record is from RefSeq and is a predicted model, not a curated record. The transcript has 3 exons. Gene Ontology annotation, cellular component: membrane. Lineage: Eukaryota; Metazoa; Chordata; Actinopteri; Cichliformes; Cichlidae. Bases 833 to 1759 code for a protein of 308 amino acids.
AGGUUGCAGUCCGUGCAACUUGACUCUUGGAAGACGAUGCAGGGAAGACUCGAGGCCGCCGGAGAGGACUCCGCACCUCAAGGAAAACAGCCAGACAGAAAUAAUGCUGGAUUAUAAUCGGAUCAAACACCCGACGAAGACACUGAACGCUCGCCGUAUGAAGCAGACUAUGGAUGUUUAGAGUAAGGCGGCUCGAGUAUCCGCUUUUACAUCCCCAUCCACCGGACGCUGGUAGCCGACUUCCCGGCUUGCUAGCCCGCAGUCCUUCAAAAUCUCCGCUUCACAAUCACGGAUCUCCUCUGAAUUUUUUUUUUUUUUAGCAGCAUUACGAAACAUAGAAGCAUCGAAGGGGCUGGCUUGAACAUACAACGCCCGCCUGCCUUCAUUACAAUGAAGGUGUAACCUGCUAGUCCUCUAUUUCACAUCUGACCGCUGGGAUCAAGCUAGCAUCAUCUGGAGUUGGAUGCUGGGGCGGCUCUCCCAGCAUCCCUGCCCGCGCCGCUGCACCGGAAUGCUAACUAACGGGGAAAUGGCUUUAACAUGACCGCAAAUCCUUCGCCUCUCAACCGCCCAGCACUUCUAGGUGCCACACGGACACUUUAGAUGCCAAAUGUGAUGACCGCCGGGAGCUUGCAUCAUGCCUGUGGCUGGCCGCGUCUGUCUCCAGCCUUGCGGAUGACACUCGCACAGGUACCGGCGGUUCAAAGUGAGCAGCGGCGGCGCGCACACACCGUUGCCGGGUAACGCUAAGAGACUUGUCCCGAGCUAGCUAGCGCCGAGCUAGGCGGCUAACAGCACAAAAUAAAUUUAAAAACACUCACAACCAAUACCAAUGGUUUCCCAUAAAGUUUUAGUCGCAAUAAUCUUACUGAACGUGUAUAUAGGUGUACAGUCAGUUUUUUACUUAUUCGGCGGCGUCCUUUUAACCGUCCUCUUUGCUAUGGCAUUUUUAAACGGACCCAGGCUGCUGGACUGGGCGAAUUCACCUCCACAUCUUCAGUUCAACAAAUACGUCCUAACGGGAUACCGGCCAAUCUCCUCCGUGCAGGACUGCAUCAGAAGCUUGUUUUACCUGCACAAUGAACUUGGAAACAUAUACACUCACGGCAUUCCUCUGGUUUGCUUCCUGGUGCUGCUGCCUCUUAACAUCCCCUGGUCUCAGAUCAGCGUGACGUGGUUAGGCGUGGUGCACUUCCUGGCCUGCCUGUCACCUCAGCUUGGCUCUGUUCUCUACCACCUCUUCAUGAACCAUGAGGGAGGGGAACCAGUCUACCACACCCUCCUCAAGCUGGACGUGUGUGGAAUCUGCAUGAUCAACACGCUGGGAGCGCUGCCAAUCGUCUACACCACGCUGCUGUGCUACCCAUUCAUCCGCACUGUGGCCCUGUUAGUCUACAUCCUGCUGUCCAGCCACGCCAUCUACUGCGCCGUCACAGCUCGGAGCAGCGUUCGGCGGUUGCGCUCCUUUGCCUGGCAAGCGCUGUUUCGCUUCUCCUUCUUCCUGCUCCGCUGGGUAGGCCUGGGUGGCGGCAGUCCCACCUCGCUACGCCACUUUCUCAUGAUGGACGCACUGGCCGUGCUGGGCGGGGUCAUCAACAUCACGCGCAUCCCGGAGCGCUUUUGGCCGGGCCUCUUUGACUACUGGUGCAACAGCCACCAGAUCAUGCAUGUACUGGUGGUGAUCUCCAUCCUUUACCUGCACUGGGGCGUGCUGGACGACCUGCUGUGGAUCACCAGCUACGACUGUCCCUCAGAUUGACCCACACAGCAGCCCCCCCCCCCAGCCCCUAACAAGGAGCACUGGAACAUACCCCACUAAAAGACUUCAGGGGGGAGGGGGGUGUCUGGAAAGGGAUGGGUAAGGACAGGGGAUCAUGGGAACUGAUGCUGUGCAUGUGUUCACUUCAUAUGCUCAAACUCAGAAUGUUCAUAUCUUCAUCCAUCUUGAUUUGUGCAAAUGCAGGUAAAAGUAUGUCGAGUAACACGCACAACCAUUCUGACUUGCUCAGUUGCCACAAACAUGGACGCAAGAGUGAAUACAGACACACACACAUUCAUACACAAACACUUAAAAAAGUAGAAAAAUUUAAAAAGUCAACUUAUUAACCUAGUUUUAAACCCUAUAACGUCUUAGGUAAAGGUUACUGCUUGAAUGAUAGAGCAUUACUUCAUGUAGCUGAUUAAAACGGUCUAAACUGGUGGUUCUGAAAGUAGGGUCCAUGACCCACAGCCAAAAAAACCAUUGAUAAAUUUCCUUUAAAUUUUUUAAAAUAUGUUCUAAUCUUAAAAAUCGGAUAUUUACAAAUGGAGACUAUUUAUCCAACAAAUCAAGUAUACUGUGUCCUUUAAUCACACCCGUUAUCUUUGGACCAGUCGAAACUGACACAGAUAUGUAUCAAAAAAUAUUAGAUUUUAUGUUUUAUAAUGUUGACAUAUAAUGUUGACAUGUACAAGUACAAAUGGUAGUAAGCAUGCGGAUUGCCAGUGUUGGAAUUAUGAGCAGGACCCUGUAAAAUGUUCUUGCCUGUAACUUCAGGAAUACACCGAGCCUGCUGGUGUCGUGUUCCAGGUCUGAAGCUGAGCUCGCCCACUCAAGACAACACUUGUGAAUCCACCUGACAGGCCGCAGCACGUCCCAGAACCUGCUCUGUGUCUUGAGUUAUUUUUUUAUGGAAGCUGUGUUCAGAUGCACAGAGCAGAUGAGGUGGACAGGAAGUCAGACCCCGGAACAGCAAAGGUGUCUUGUCAAUUUUGAAACAGUGCUGGGUGGUUGCUGGUUGUAAUUUAAUUUAUGUGAAUAUUUCAAAUAGGCCUAUACCAGUGAACAGGCACACUUAGUGUGGCUUUUGAAAGGGUUUGGAUGUGCACUGCUUCGGAGUGGAUUGAGAUGGGGUCUCAAUUAACUUUUCAAACUCAUGGUUACCACUGUGUGUAAGGGCCACUGAAGGUUUAAUUAAAACAAAUUAAGAGGCUGGGUGAGGGGGGAGUAAAAUUCCUGAGCAAAAAAGCUGGGAAUUUGCAGUCUCUUCCAUUCUGAUCCAGGUCUCGCUACCAUCUUGUAAUCCUUCCCUUUCACUCUUGCUGCUAUCCUUCUGUCACAAAUCACCCCAGACACUCGUCUCCACCCGCUCCACCCUGCUUGCACUCUCUUCUUCACCUCUCUUGUGCUGUUCCUUUGGAUGGUUGACCCCAGGUAUUUAAACUCACCCACCUUGACUACCUUUACUCCUUGCAUCUUCAACCUUCCCACUUGCCUCCUUCUCAUUCACACACAUGUAUUCUGCCUUGUUUGUUCUGACUUUCAUUUCCACCCCUCUUGAACCAAUGUCACUCCUACUGCACACCUCACCGCUGUCUCGCUGUGCUCAUACAUGUAGGUUAAGAAGAGAGGUGACGACAUGAAAAUGUUUUAUAUUUAUACGCCAGACAGAAGAUAAUGCCAUUAAUAUAUAAAGAAUUGAUCAUACAGAAAAAAUUCUGAUAAUACUAAUAGUAAUAAUACAGUUGAAUACAGACAAACAGACAGAAUCUUAACAAAUACAGCAAUGUACAAAUUUGUGGUCAUACCGCCCAGCACUAUUUUAGAAAUUAAACACCUUAUGCAGACCAAAUCAAAAGCUCCUGACCCCCCCUUCCCAUCAGUUUGUUAGCCAAUGCAUGAGAAAUGGUCACUGGUGUAUUCCUGGGGUAAAAGGCUCCCUGUCCCCAAACAAGUUUAAUAGCCCCGCUUCCAAAUGAUAUCACAGUAAUUGUCUCCACCUGUGCAGCCCAUCCAUAUCUCACGUCACACACACAGCACGCACACCCAUGCACCUUUAUUUUUAUACAACAUGUACAAAGCACUUUUAAGAGUUUUAACUUCGUCCAACCGACUGAAUUUUACAGGACUGUGUAUUUCCUUGUUUUCUGCCACUGCCUCUUCUUUGUUCGUUUGAAUGGUCCUCACUGUCACCAUGGUGAAGGUGGGCGAGGGGUUCAUUCCUGAAGCAUGUCAGCGAUGAGUUUACUUGCUUAGGUGGCUCGGACCACCAGACGGGAUCGUUCUGUAUUGUUUGCACCAGUGCCAAAGAAAUUCAGGCAUUUUUAAAUCAGAAAAGAAAGUGAUGUUUAUGAGCUGCAUUUACAUUUAUUAUGACCUCCUUUUGGAAAACCACAGUCUCCAUUUGUGCGAGAUGUAAUUAUUUUUUAAAGGCAGAGGCUGAGCGCUUUGUGAGUCUUCUGCCCGUUUGUUGUGUAUAAAAGCCAUCCAAUGUGCAUUGUUUUACACUGACAUGCCCACAGUGCGCACAUAUAUAGAUAUAGGCCGAUAUGUGGCAGCACUGAAAAGUAGGUGGGUAGCCACUUAUUAAUGCUGUUUGUAAUUAUUUGUCUUUGGGCCCCAAAUGCAUAAAAUUUAGGGGUGGGACUUUAACGCGUUAAUUUCGAUUAAUUAAUUACGGGGAAAUUAACGAAUUAAACAUUUUAACGCAUUUUAAUCGCACUUUGCACCGUGGAACGUUUCUCAGUGCACGAGUUCCAGGCAUACAGAUUAUAUCGACGCACGAUGUCAAAAAUUCAGGGGCCGCAUCGUUCAAAGGACCCGGCCUACGUAGACCUCGCAGCCCACGAAGACCCCAAAGGCCGGAAGUGAGCAGCUAGCCUUCAUAUCAGCGUCACCUGCCCUCACCUCUGCCUAGCUCAUGUCGCCUAGCAACCGUGAGUGCGAAGCACAGCUGUGUA